CGUUGGCAUUUAAGCAACGGAGAGUGUCAGUUCAAGAGAUAUUGUAGUAAAAACGUACUGUAGAGGCCUAAACACUCUCCAACUCAUACCUGAAUUGGAACAAUCGUUAAUAAGCAACAGUGUGAGAGCGCGGUUUAGUAUGCGAUCGAGACUCGCAGGGACCACAAUGAUUAUGUAUAAAGCGGAGACAUACCUGGUGUUGGCCAGUCUCAUCAUUUGCGCCCAUGGGGCGUUCAAAUGCGAAGUGAAGACUCAACAAAGUAUUUCAGACUAUAGAUUAUCCAGUCGAGCCGUGCAGGGAAUCCUCUUCAAAAAUGGCCAAGGAGGUGGCGGAUUUCAGGCAAUUGAUUGUGUAUGUGAAGGAACGUCCAGGCACGUGUUUGAUGAUGACCUAAUUGAAAAGUUUCCGACUUCUGAUCCGAAAUGGGAAGACUCGGCGGUUUUACGGGUUCGGGAUUGCAAGAACUUGGAACUCGACCUUUCCGAGUAUGACGGAGAUUUGCCCCAAACCUUGGACCGAGGAGCCCUCAUAAUUGAAAAUGUCGAUGAGAUGAGAGUCCUGUCCUUCAAAUACGGCUUUAGGAGCAACGAACCUAAGCGCAACGAAAAAGCGUUUUCCAGCAUCUACUUUAGAAAUAUCAAUAUGACGGCGGGUACCCAAUUGGACUUUGAGGAAAAGGUCGAGGUUUUGCUCCAUCAAGUGAGAAUGACUGACGAGAAUUCAGAUCCAUUAAUCGUGAAGAGUACCAAUAGCAUAAAGGGAAUUAACCCCAUCAUCAGAAUUGAGGAGUGUCAAUUCAACUUGGGCGACAAUCUCCAGAGCAAGAGGGAGUACUUCGAGAUUGAAGUGAUCAAUGAGCACCAAGUUGAAGAUAGCACGUCUGAAUGCAGCAAGUACUACGACUACGAAGGCGAGGUCUACUUCAAGCGAAACACGUUAUCCAAACUUGGAACCGGCCGGUUCUAUGUGAAUGGAGCCUCCAAAGUAAUUGUCGAGGACAAUCUCAUUGAGGUGCUUGAGCUGGAGGCUUUUGAAAUGAAACAAGUGGAAGAGUUGGAUAUUGUCCGCAACAUCAUCCGUAACGACCGGGCCAGGCCCUCUUUCAAAGUUGAGUACGAAAAAGACAUCAGCAAAUGUACCAACCAGCCCGACUUGCCAGAGGAUCGAAUCAAAGGAAAGAUCACCAUGAACCGAGUUUGGAGAGUCAGGAAGAGCAUGGCCGAAGUGGCUUUCAGCGGCUACUCGGACGAGGAAAAGUUGAAGAUCGCAAAAAAGAUCAAGUUGGAAGAGAAUGCCGGCUGGGGCUUUUGUCAAUGUGCGGAGUUGAAUGCCAAGGAGGAUCAGGCUAACCUGUUGAUCGAAAACAAGAUCCUCCGGGACUCAAUCUGUGCGUCCUCGGUCACCGGUGGAAUCGGAAAGCGAAAAUCCAUUUGUGCCGGCAGUCAUCCUCGACCAUUCUUGGGCAGUCUCUUGAAUGCGUUUGGUUUGGAUAGUGGAACCCCACGGAACGAGGUCGGAUUCUUGUUCCCUCUCUCUAUUGCGUGGACCACCUUUGCCAUAGGUAUCGGUAGGCUCUAAGAGGACUCCCUUGUUCAACUUUGCUUCACGUUUCUUUGAAAUUGGUCUCGGUCAUAUUUUACGUACACUUUAUUCGACUAUGUUCGCUUAAUUUUGAAAUAAAAUGAAAUUUUGGGCUUUCAAACGCAA
Messenger RNA from Tigriopus californicus, 1708 nucleotides. RefSeq lists its product as uncharacterized. The record is from RefSeq and is a predicted model, not a curated record. NCBI's taxonomy places the organism in Eukaryota, Metazoa, Arthropoda, Copepoda, Harpacticoida, Harpacticidae. The transcript has 3 exons. Bases 140 to 1579 code for a protein of 479 amino acids.